Messenger RNA from Juglans regia (Persian walnut), 657 nucleotides. RefSeq names its product citrate-binding protein-like. The transcript has 2 exons. The record is from RefSeq and is a predicted model, not a curated record. Bases 1 to 657 code for a protein of 218 amino acids. Lineage: Eukaryota; Viridiplantae; Streptophyta; Magnoliopsida; Fagales; Juglandaceae.
AUGAAUAAUUGCUUCAGUUAUUUGCUUAUCUUUUCGGUUCUAGCAGGCUCAAUGGAGAAAUUCAAUUUAUCAUGUGGUGCCAAUCCUACUUAUGGCUUCACCGCUGUCCCAUUAACAGAAGCAAAUUUCAAGUUACAGAAACCAUAUGACAUACCUCUCGAGCAACGAUACAGUUAUGUUAAUGGGGUUCAUAAAUUGUGGGUUUAUGCUGAUGACAAGCCACACAACCCUAGUAGUCAUACCCAGCCACGCACUGAGAUUCGAAUGAGUGGGCUUGACUAUUCAUCUGGAGUGUGGCAAUUCGAAGGCUAUGGCUUUGUACCAAAUGGAACAUCUGGUGCUACAAUUGCACAGAUCCAUGGUGCUGCUCAUGGUGCCACCACUUUGAUACUAAGAAUCUAUGAUGGAGAAAUGAGGUAUUAUAGCAAAGAUCUGGUUGCUACUGAUCUAUAUGAUAAGUGGUUCAGACUUAAUAUUAUUCAUGAUUUGGAUAAAGGGAUGGUGACUGUUUUCAUUGAUGGAGUACACAAAUUUGAGGUGAAGGAUAAAGGGCCUGGGGACUUGUACUUCAAAUGUGGAGUUUAUGCUGCUCCGGCUAAUAUAAGCUACUACAUGGAAUCAAGGUGGAGAGACAUCAAGAUAUUUAAAAAGUGUUAG